Molecule: messenger RNA, 1524 nt
Organism: Gracilinanus agilis (Agile Gracile Mouse Opossum)
Lineage: Eukaryota; Metazoa; Chordata; Mammalia; Didelphimorphia; Didelphidae
Product: mediator of RNA polymerase II transcription subunit 24-like
Exons: 11
Coding region: 1-1524 (507 amino acids)
Cellular component (GO): mediator complex
Molecular function (GO): transcription coregulator activity
Source: RefSeq, a predicted model, not a curated record
AUGGCUUCUCUGGUACCCUGUGAACUCAGCAGUGUCUUCAAGUUUUAUCUCAAGGGCAUUGGAAGGCUGGAGAAUCUGCCCCAGGUCAUUCUGUCAGAAUCAAGCACUGUGGGUGAAGUACCGUUCUUUGAGACCUGGAUGCAGACCUGUAUGCCUGAGGAGGGCAAGAUCCUGAAUCCUGACCACCCCUGCUUCCGGCCUGACUCCACCAAGGUGGAAUCCCUGGUGGCCCUGCUCAAUAACUCUUCUGAAAUGAAGCUAGUACAGAUGAAAUGGCAGGAGGCCUGUCUCAGCAUCUCAGCUGCCAUCUUGGAGAUUCUGAAUGCCUGGGAGAAUGGAGUCCUGGCUUUUGAGUCCAUCCAGAAAAUCACAGACAACAUCAAGGGCAAGGUGUGUAGCCUGGCAGUGUGUGCUGUUGCUUGGCUCGUGGCCCAUGUUCGUAUGCUAGGCCUGGAUGAACGUGAGAAAUCACUGCAGAUGAUUCGCCAGCUGGUUGGGCCUCUCUACAGUGAGAAUACCCUGCAGUUCUACAAUGAGAGGGUGGUGAUAAUGAGCUCAAUUCUGGAGCACAUGUGCGCUGAUGUUCUACAGCAAACAGCCACUCAGAUCAAAUUCCCAACUACUGGCAUGGAUACAAUGCCUUAUUGGAACCUCCUGCCCCCCAAAAGACCUAUUAAAGAGGUGCUAACUGGCAUCUUUGCAGAAGUUCUGGAGAAGGGCUGGGUUGAUAGCCGGUCCAUCCAUGUCUUUGACACCCUGCUGCAUAUGGGUGGUGUUUACUGGUUCUGCAACAACUUGGUCAAGGAGCUGCUGAAGGAGACUCGAAAGGAGUAUACCCUACGAGCUGUGGAGCUGCUCUAUUCCAUUUUCUGCCUAGACAUGCAGCAAGUCACCCUGAUCUUGCUGGGCCACAUCCUUCCUAAGCUUCUUACAGACUCUGCCAAAUGGCAUAGCCUCAUGGAUCCUCCGGGCACAGCCCUGGCCAAGCUGGCAGUAUGGUGUGCCCUAAGCUCAUACUCUUCUCACAAGGGGCAGGCAUCUUCCCGACAGAAGAAGAGACACCGUGAGGACAUUGAGGACUACAUCAGCCUAUUCCCCCUGGAUGAUACACAGCCUUCAAAGUUGAUGCGACUUCUGAGUUCCAAUGAGGAUGAUGCCAAUGUUCUCUCUAGUCCCACUGACCGGUCCAUGAGCAGUUCUCUGUCAGCCUCUCAGCUACACACAGUCAAUAUGAGGGACCCUCUGAACCGAGUCCUUGCAAACCUGUUCCUGCUCAUCUCCUCCAUCUUGGGGGCCAGGACAGCAGGUCCUCACACCCAGUUUGUGCAGUGGUUCAUGGAGGAGUGUGUGGAUUGCCUGGAGCAGGGCAGCAGAGGCAGCAUCCUGCAGUUCAUGCUUUUCACAACGGUGUCAGAAUUGGUCAAGGUGUCAGCUAUGUCUAGCCCCAAGGUUGUUCUGGCCAUCACAGACCUCAGCCUCCCUCUGGGCCGACGAGUGGCUGCCAAAGCCAUUGCUGCACUCUGA